AUGGACUCCCAGGCGACCCAGUACCGGCACAGGGGGGAAGGGGAGCAGGGGCGACAGCAGGAGGUACUUGGGGAGGCUUUUGAGACGUCUCAACGCUUCGUCAACCCCCCUUUCUUCUGCCUCCCGCUUCCCCCUCCCUUUACUUCCCCCCAGUGCCCAUCAUCGAGCCAGGCGAUCCAGUACCGGCACAGGGGGGAAGGGCAGCAGGGGAGAGCGACUGGUGAUUACGGCAACGUCUCAAUUCUAUGUUUUCCGCUCACGCCUCCCUUUCCCCAUCCUCCCUCGCCUCCCUGUCCUUCCCCCCAGUGCCCAUCAUCGAGCCAGGCUAUCCUGUACCCGGGCAGGGGGGGAGAGCAGCAGGGGAGAGCGACUGGUGAUUACGGCAACGUCUCAAUUCUAUUGACCAUCAUCGAGCCAGGCUAUCCUGUACCGGGACAGGGGGGGAGGGCAGAGGAGAGCGAAGUCGGGGAGGGGGAUGAGGGAGGAUGUGCUCUUAUGGCGAUCCUGUACCUGUACAGGGGGGGAGGGCAGCAGGGAGAGUGCAAGCAGGGAGGGGGAUGGUGCCCAUCAUUGAGCCAGGCGAUCCUGUACCUGCACAUGGGGGGAAGGGCAGCAGGGGCGACUGCAGGAGUGCCCAUCAUCGAGCCAGGCGAUCCUGUACCGGCAGAGGGGGGGAGGGCAGCAGGGGAGGGGGACGAAGGGGCAUGGGCGCGGGACCAAGGGCGAAUGCAGGAGGUGUUUGGGGCGAUCAGGGAGCACCGAAUCGACACUGUGGGGCGAGGGCAGGUGCCACCUCGUUCGUUUCCGUUCCCUUCCCUCCACUCGCUGCACCUGACUCGCAAACGCAUUUCGCAGCAUCCCAUCUCUUCUCCAUUUCCUAUUGGUGGCACUGCAGUAUCAGUGGUGCAGAAUCACUCGUUCCCGUUCCCUUCCCUCCACUCGCUGCACCUGACUCGCAAACGCAUUUCGCAGCAUCCCGUCUCUUCUCCAUUUCCUAUUGGUGGCACUGCAGUAUCAGUGGUGCAGAAUCACUCGUUCCCGUUCCCUUCCCUCCACUCGCUGCACCUGACUCGCAAACGCAUUUCGCAGCAUCCCGUCUCUUCUCCAUUUCCUAUUGGUGGCACUGCAGUAUCAGUGGUGCAGAAUCACUCGUUCCCUAUCAGUGGUGCAGAAUCACUCGUUCCCGUUCCCUUCCCUCCACUCGCUGCACCUGACUUGCAAGGGCAUCUUGCUGCAUCUCAUCCUCCCUUUCUCCAUGUCCUGGUGGUGUUAGCACCAGUAGCUGGUGCUACUUCAUAUAAUCACUUGUAUCGCUUUCUUGAUGCUCGUGCUGCUGCUUCAAUCCCUCUUCCUCGCUCUCCUCCAUCCAACUACCCGCCUGCAGACCAGGGGGGAUGCCCAAGGCGACAAGUCCCCAUCAGGGCGAAUCACUCUGGUUCAGCUCAAGGAAUUGCUCUCUCUCCCUUCCCUCACACUCCUUCCCUCAACACUCCUCUCCGCCUCACUCCCCUCCUGCAGACCAGGGGGGACCGUCAAGGCGACAAGUCCCCAUCAGGGCGAAUCAAUCUGCUUCAGCUCAAGGAAUUGCUCGCUCUCCCUUCCCUCACACUCCUUCCCGCACACUUCUUUUCUCACACUCCUUCCCUCAACACUCCUCUCCGCCCCACUCCGCUCCUGCAGACCAGGGGGGUGCUCAAGGCGACAAGUCCCCAUCAGGGCGAAUCACUCUGCUCCAGCUGA
Closterium sp. Naga37s-1 is the source of this 1740-nucleotide messenger RNA. The record is from the annotation of a GenBank genome assembly. Lineage: Eukaryota; Viridiplantae; Streptophyta; Zygnematophyceae; Desmidiales; Closteriaceae.